AAGUCCUUAAUUAAUCCCGCUCUUCAGUUUUUACCAUUUUAAUACCCUCUUGAUUGUAAUAUCCAACAACAAUAGGUAUUUUAUGUCCUGUAUGGAUAUUUCUUUACACGCCUAGGCCUAUAUCACAUUUCAACUCGGUUCCAUGAGCUGUGCACACCCAUGCUGUAAAAUAUGUAUCUAAUGCGGAGAAUAUUAUUGGACGAGAGCUCCUCCGCGACAGGGAAAACAAGAAAGAGCUUCGACUACGGUGCGUGGAUCCCUGCCGCACGUCAGAUAAUGUAGCCCCCCCACCACCACCACACAUGCUCAGGACCAAACUCGGCACACAAUUUUACGUUUUAGAUGAUCGGUAACCCUAUAUUAAUAUACAACUACAUGGAUUCACAUGAUCCCCUAGGACCACAUUUCUAGCUUUUUCCUUUCCCCGUUAAUGGCAGCCAAAUGUAGCACGUCGUGCGUGUUGUCAUAAUUCAAUACUACUCAUAAUACUAAGUUAAUAUAGCUUGGAAUGACAAUUUACAGCGCCAAGAAAUAAAAGCAGUUUUUACCGAUUAGAACUAUCGAGGUACAUUAUUCAGUUAUUUGUAUAAAUGUUUAUGUAUGGAUGUAGGCUAUGCAACUAGAAAAGGAGCACCGGCGUCGCAAAAGCGGCUCCUGUCAAUUAGGUGUCAGCCACGACUCCUGGGGUUGGGUCCAGUGAUGGCCAGGCGGCGGCAGCCUGCUCCUUCUCCCAGUGGCCGAUCGCAGCGCCGGCCCGGGAUCCCCCGGCUGCGGUUGGAUGUUGCGGCUGCCCGUUACUGCUCCUCCCAAGUUCGGUUGCUCGGCAGCGUGCUGAUUCUCAUUGAUGAGGAGAGAGCCGAGCAAAAACCCGACCGAGGGGAGAUGGCAGGACUGGGGCAAGGCGCUCGUUCUUAGGGAAAGAUCUACGUCCUCAUUUCUAAUCUAACUGCCGGAAGAAACUGUUUAAAAAAAAUUAAAACCAUGUAAAGGCAAAGAGGGGUAAUUUUAUCCUCAGAUCUCAGUAGUAGUAGUAUGUCCAUCCUGUUUCUGCUACGCUAUAGCGUUGUGCAUGCUCUCUUCUGGAUUAUCAUUGUUGCUGGUGUUUUCAGUGUCUUGUUUCAAUACGCGCAUUGGAAAAAUGGAUACAAACAACUGAUUUAAAAAUAGGAACAGCACUGAACCUGCAAAGUUCGCGAUUCGCUAUCGGUCCGCCCAUGGGGCAGAAUUAGAUCGGCCGGCGCCGAUGUCAGGACUCUCUGCUCCGCACCUGGCAGAUUUCGCGCUGUGCGUUUGGAAGUUUUAGUACCUAAAGGUGUUACGCUGGGCUCCCGGAAUCAUUGAGAACCAGAAUGCCAACCAUCAACAUAGAUACUGAAUCGGUGUGGAGCACAGCGCUGAUCCGCCACGCACUUUGGAGGGAAGCACCUGCCACGGCGAUGUAGGUCCCGCACUCCGUCCCACGGGCUCCCGGACCCUCGAGACCGAAGCGCCCAUGCGAAUUUCAAACUGAAUGUCAAGUAUGACUGAAGCGUGGAGGGAGGCCUCUUUAAGAUAUACCCGACCCGGGGCCACAUUCCCAGUUCUCCAGCGGCUGAGCAGGUGAUGGUCUGGCCACGAUGCUACGCUUUCCUGUGAAGAAAAUCCGCAAGCAGUUCAAACUCCUUCUGUUACUGGUCCUGCUCACCUUUGCUGUCUGGUUCACAUACCUGCACAUCAACCAAGGCAAAGCAAUCAAACUCCAUUUUAACUAUGGGAGAGAUGGGGAGAAGCAGACGGAGGAGACGGACGGCACCCGCAAGCGAGACAUGCGCCCCUCGCCUGGACACCAUAAGAGGGAGGAGCAUGGAGACAGCCGCGAGGACGAGGUCGCGGAGGAAGAGCCCAACGGGCUGGGAGAGGAGAGCCGAGAGCUGAUAGAAGUCAGGAAGUUCCUGAGGCAGAAGCAGAAGAAGCUCAGAUGGAAGCUGGAGUACAAAGGGCAGGCCAACCUCCACGUUUUCGAGGACUGGUGUGGCACCUCUGUGGCCCAGCUCAGAAAGAAUCUCCACUUCCCCCUGUACCCCCACACGAGGACCACGGUGAAGAAGCUGGCGGUGGCUCCCAAAUGGAAGAACUACGGCCUGAGGAUCUUCGGGUACAUCCACCCAUACAAAGACGGCGACUUCCAAUUCGCCGUCGCCUCCGACGACAACUCCGAGUUCUGGCUCAGCCCUGAUGAUAACCCGCUGAACGCACGGCUGCUGGUGUACGUGGGACAGCUGGGCUCAGAAUGGACGGCGCCGGGGGAAUUCAGCAAGUUCCGGUCCCAGUCCUCCAAAGCCAUCCACCUCAUCUCCUCCAGGCGGUACUACUUCGAGGUUCUGCAUAAGCAAGACGACAAGGGUUCGGACCACGUGGAGCUCGGGUGGCGUCCCUUUCUGCCCGGCCUGAAGUACGAGGUCAUCGACUCCGCCCACAUCUCCUUGUACACUGAUGAAUCGGCUCUGAAGAUGAACAGUGUGGACCACAUCCCCCAGACCCUUGCCAGUCACGGCCGCGUCCCUCAGGAUUCGCCCAGCGCCAAGCGGCACGGGGCAGACAUGCUAAAACCCGAUCCCAGAGACACCUUCUACAGGAUACCCAUGGUGGACCCAGCCCGGCUGGAGAACGUGCUGCCGGCCUGCCUGUACUCCCCCACUUACGUGGUGAAGGACUUCCCCAUUGCCCGUUAUCAGGGCCUGCAGUUCGUAUACCUGCCCUUUGUCUACCCCAAUGACUUCACCAGGCUUACCCACAUGGAAAAGGAGAAUAAGUGUUUUUACAGGGAGUCUCCAAUCUACCUCGAGAAGUUUGGCUUCUACAAAUACAUGAAGAUGGACGAGGAAGAGGAUGACAGGCCCUUCUUCUUCCCCAACCCAGACGAUUUUUUGGAGGAGGAGGAAGGGGUGGACCCAGAGGAAGAAGAAGUGCCACCUGCAGAUACACAGCGGCUCAGGCGUCGGGUCGUCCCAAGCCAGGGGAGCCACACCCGUCCAAGGCCUUCGGCGCCCUCUACAGGCAACCAGGACAGUCCAGGGGCUGGAAAUAGCACAUUCAGCCAGCAAAGGAGGCAUUCCUUUGCACCUGCAGAGCAAGGGGACAGGGAAAGGUGGACGGGACGUGGCAGAGAUCUAAGGCCUCCUGAGAGGGAGGCUGGAGGACAUCGAGAAGUUCCAGGGGCCCCAGAAGCCAUGCCCAGCUUGGUGCGAGGUCGCUCCCUCACCUGGAUCCGCACUGGCCCAGAUAGACCGGGCCGGCGGGGGGGUGUGGAGAUGCCUCCGCGGCUCAGCAAAUCGGCGCUCCUGUUCCCGAAGAAGAGCUCCCUCACCGCUCUGACAAGGGCCAAGGAGAUCCUAAGCAACUCUGCCCGUCCCGGUCGUAGCAUCAUCACCAGAGCCAACAGCCUGCCCAGCAAAGACACCCAGAAGGACGCUAAUAAGAUUUACAUCACCAGGCCCCGGCCUUCACGCACCCGCAAGACCGCCACUGCUCACCACCCGAAGGAGGUAUUCCCAGGGGUCUUCCUGUAUCAGAACGGCAAGACCACCAAACUUGUCACCCUGGGUACUAGGCGACGGGGUGAAAAGAACUUGCUUAGUUCCCCCCAGUUGUGGCCAAAACCCCCCUUCAAGGAUGGCAAGACUGCCUUACUGAGUGGCAACUUCACCAGAUUGACAGCAGUAACCAAAUCUACCAGCAGGGCGGCGCCGGCAAGGCACCAGUGGGGAAGGGAGGAGGCCAUGAGGCAAGGACAGGAGCUGCCCUUCACCCCUAGUAGAGGCAGCAAUUCAGUUUAUGUGUCCCAGCGCCGAGGCCGUGUUUGGCCCACCUCGCCACACCCCGCGGUUAUCAGCCCGAAUAUCUCUGAGAAUCUGCUCCUAACAGAGCCCAGGGUCACCUCCUUCAUGAGGACCUACGAAAUCACAGAGUCCAGGCUACAGCAGGAGCCCAGCUUGGAGCAGGAGCAGCACACAGAACAGAACCAGAACCAGGAGCAGGAGGAGGGCGGGCUGUCCGACUACACAUACGAGGAUUCGGACCCCCGGCCGGGUUGGGCGGAGGAGGCCAUCAACUGGCAACGUACCUUUUCCUUCAACACCAUGGACUUCGAGCUACUGCGCUCCGAUUGGAACGACCUCCGGUGCAACGUGUCCGGCAAUCUGCAGCUGGCGGAGGCCGAGGUGGUGGACGUGCUGGCGCAGUACAUGGAGAAGCUGAACGAGCGUAACGGCGGCAUCUACACCCUGCUGCGCAUCAUCAACGUGGAGAAGCGGCGGGACUCGGCGCGGGGGAACCGGUACCUGGUGGAGCUGGAGCUGAUGGAGCGCGGCAAGCGGGUGGUACGGCUCUCCGAAUACAUCUACCUGCUGCUGCACCGCGGCCGGCUGGAGGACAGCGUGGAGAACGGCGAGGUGGCCACCACCGCCGCCCCAGGCCCUGCCCUAACCGCCGCCCCAGGCCCUGCCCUAACCGCCGCCAGCCCCCGGCCCAGCGGCCGCAGCGCCACCCAGUGGAGCGCCGCCUACACGCGGCCCCUGCUCUGUCAGCCUGUCAUGCUGCAGUGGAGGCGUGAUGUCAUGGUGCACUUUGUGGUUCCAGUGAAGAACCAGGCGCGCUGGGUGCAGCAGUUCAUCUCUGACAUGGAGCUGCUCCACCGGGAGACCAAGGAUGACAACUUCAGCGUGAUCAUCGUGGACUUCCAGAGCGAGGACAUGGAUGUGGAGCAGGCGCUGAGGGAGAGCGCAGUGCCCAGGUACAAGUACCUCAGGCGGGAGGGGAACUUUGAGCGCUCGGCGGGGUUACAGAUUGGAGUGGAUACCAUCGAGGACAGACACAGCAUCGUGUUCUUGUGUGACCUGCACAUCCACUUCCCCCACAACAUCCUGGAGAGCAUCCGGAAGCACUGCGUGGAGGGCCGGCUGGCCUUUGCCCCUAUCGUCAUGCGGCUGGGAUGUGGGAGCUCACCGCAGGAGCCCAACGGAUACUGGGAAGUCAACGGAUUUGGCUUGUUCGGGAUUUACAAGUCGGAUUUCGACAAGAUCGGGGGGAUGAACACGGAAGAGUUCAAGGACCGCUGGGGGGGGGAGGACUGGGAGCUACUGGACAGGGUUCUGCAGAACGGCCUGGAAGUGGAACGCCUCAGACUGCGGAACUUCUUCCACUACUACCAUUCCAAACGGGGCAUGUGGAACGCCCAGACUAAGAAGAGCCCCAAAGGUUAGACCUCUGGGAGACCACAGGCCUCGGCUGUAGAGGCCGACUCUGCGCUAGAGGGACCUUCUACGGACACGGCCCACUCUGCCCCAGAACCCCUUGGGGUGUUUCUUUUGUAGGGACAAAGAUUCAGUUUAGCCGUGUCUGUCUUCUAAGCUGCUCUCCUUACAAUAAACAGCUUAAGAGAUUUUUUUUUUUUUUAAAUCGAGGGCAAUUUUUUAACAAUUUGGACAGUAGUGGACAAUUGUUCUUUGCUUGUGUCUGUUUUUACGACAGAUGAUGACCCCCUUUAUCCUGAAGACCCACCAAUCCAGGCAGCAUAGGGAAGGAAAUUCAAAAUUAUAUCAAUGACAUAAUUUAACUCUCAAAAUGUAAACGUGGAGGUGGGAAAACUGUAAGAAGCUUCCAGAAGGGUUUAGCUUGGCAGGGAACCUCCUUUGGUGCUUCUUUAUUUUUAACAAUGCCUGAUUAUAAGCUGUGUGCCUGUCACUGUGUUUGGGUGAGGGGAGGGUUACAAAGCAGUUUUUUUUUCUUCAUUUUUCUCGUAGCAUUUAUCUGCAGAGUAAGACCUUCCAGAGGCGUGGAUGUCGAACAUAAAUCCCCGUGCAGCUACCAGGUUGCAUUAGAACCUUGCUGCUGCCGUACAGCGAGAGGCUCCGUGCAGACGGCCCAGGGAGUAGGGGGAAAGAUUACUUGACUGGCUGAUCGCUGAAUUUGCAAUGUACCAUCCAGCAGCCCCCAACCCCAAAAACGGUCCCACAAAGAACUCCCCAUUGUUACAGAAGCCCCACAGAAUCAGUGAAAUCAGUUCGCUUUUGUUGCAGUGCUGCCAAGGGAUUCGGCACUGUCCCCCCCCCGCUCUGAGACAGUGCCCAGCGAGCUGCUGGCAAGCCCUCCUGCGCAAAGCUUGGGGCGUGACUUUGGCUGCCAGAGCUUGGGGCGUGACUUUGGCUGCCAGAGCUGUGUUUCUUGCGUUCUUGUUUUUUCUUUCUUUUUCUUUCCUCCCUUUUUUAAACAUCUGCAGUGGCUGGAAAACAAUGAGUGCUUGCAUUCCUGUGGUUUGAUAGGAUCUGCCCCCCUACCCCACCCCACCCCCCUCCAGCUCUUAUAUACAAUAUAUACAAAUGGGCCAAGGAUUCUGCUGUGGCUGUAAGAAUGUUCUAUCAGAUGAGAUGCUGCUGACCCUGGAAGAGACAGGUAGAGAAGAUGGCG
This is a messenger RNA of Paramormyrops kingsleyae, 6444 nucleotides long. Lineage: Eukaryota; Metazoa; Chordata; Actinopteri; Osteoglossiformes; Mormyridae. The record is from RefSeq and is a predicted model, not a curated record.